Messenger RNA from Stomoxys calcitrans (stable fly), 1144 nucleotides. RefSeq lists its product as uncharacterized. Gene Ontology annotation, cellular component: lipid droplet. Bases 28 to 990 code for a protein of 320 amino acids. Gene Ontology annotation, molecular function: oxidoreductase activity, acting on the CH-OH group of donors, NAD or NADP as acceptor. NCBI's taxonomy places the organism in Eukaryota, Metazoa, Arthropoda, Insecta, Diptera, Muscidae. The transcript is spliced from 5 exons. The record is from RefSeq and is a predicted model, not a curated record.
CUCUUCAAGGUUUUCAUUAGAAUAAAUAUGGCACAUCGCAGUUGCAAAGUUAUAGAUAAACAAGUUUUGAUAAAUGAAAUUAUUUCUGGUCUCAAUGCUAUCGGAGUCGUGCUGUCAUAUCCCUUAAUGUUGCUUUAUGCGUUUAUUCAUUGUUCCAUCCGGUUUUUUCAACGCGUGUUUGGUCAGCCCAAAUCAAUUUCUGGUGAAAUUGCAUUGGUAACUGGGGGAGGCCAUGGUUUGGGUCGGAAUAUAGCUAUUGCCUUGGCUCAACAAGGAUGCCACAUAGCUGUUGUGGGCACUCAGGAAAAUUUUCUUAAAGACACGGCAGCUCACAUUGCAAAAGAGUAUGGUGUGAAAACAAAGUACUACAAGGUCGAUGUCACCAAUUAUCAGCAAAUUUGUGAACUAAAGGAGAAUGUAAGCAAAGAUUUGGGCGAUGUUACCAUACUAAUUAACAAUGCCGGUGUUAUAUACAUGUCAACCAAAGAAAAGCCAUCAGCUGAGGUAGUGCAACGUAUGAUCAACGUGAAUUUGACAGGAACCACUUUGGUUACUGAUGUCUUCCUGCCCAAGAUGAAGGAACUCAAUAGGGGACACAUAGUCAAUGUAUCAUCGGCUUCAGUUUUCUUUCCACUUCCUAUUCACUAUAUCUAUGGGUCCACCAAAGCAGCUAUGCGAUACUUAACCGCCGCCCUGCGUGUUCAUCUAAGACAAAUAAAAUCUAAUGUCAAGGCUACCUGUUUGAUGCCCUCGUAUCUGACAACCAACAAAGGUGUAAGUGAGGAUAUGAAAGCUACUGGCAUUACACCGGGCCAAUUUCAAAUUGACGGUGAUGUGUUGGCUCAAUAUGUGAUAAAGGCCUUGCAUUGGGGUCAUGAGGAAAUUGCGGUACCUUGUGGUUUUCUUUGGGUCCAAAAAUUAUCCGCAAUAUUUCCUGCCUAUAUCCAAGAGUUUUCACUUACUCUGCUCAGCAGAACUUUGAAGAAAUAACCGCAAAGGGUAUCCAUAAACUAUAUUCUAAGGAAAGACAAUUUAUAACUGGUCAAAUACAAUCCCAAUGGACAAAUCCGUUCCUCUAAGUCAAUGAUAGUUUUGUAUGAUUGCUUAGUAUGUAACAUUUCAAAAUAAUAAUUUAUUAAAAACA